GCGGUCCACCAGAGCAUUAGUCUAUCCGAAAACCAAACGACUGAGCCCCAAACUCAGAAAUAAAAUGAAAUUCGCAAUUGUUCUACUCGUGGCCAGCAUUGCCUGUGUCCACAGUCAGGCUGUACCAUCUCCUGGCGGCGGCAUUGCCAACAAUCCCUUUGCGGCUGCCAAUCCCUAUGCGGCUGCCUUCAAUCCCUUCCUGAACGGACUCUUCGGUGGUGCUGGUGCAGGCGCAGGAGCAGGCGCGCCAGUGGCUGCCACCCCGCCCUUCGGUGGCGCUUCCAUCUCAUCGUUCUUCCAGUCUGUGGUGCUGCAGCGCGAGGCCGAGCGGCUGCUCAGCCAGCCCAACUUCCCCACCGAUCUGGCCGAGCGUGUGCAGGAUGUGGUGGCCAACUCCCAGGAGACGAUUGCCGGCUGCAGCACACCCGCCACCCUGCCCUGGCUGCAGAUCCGUUGCGUCAAGCCCCUGCUGACCAACGCCAAGAACGAGCUCAAGCUGAUCGAUGACGAGUGGCAGGCGCGCCAGGCAGCAGCCGCCAGCCCAGCCCCAGCUUAGGGCAA
Molecule: messenger RNA, 561 nt
Organism: Drosophila subobscura
Lineage: Eukaryota; Metazoa; Arthropoda; Insecta; Diptera; Drosophilidae
Exons: 2
Coding region: 65-556 (163 amino acids)
Source: RefSeq, a predicted model, not a curated record